CUCCUCUCGCGCGCCGCCUCGGCCGCCUUCGCCCUCUGCGGCGGCGCCUGGCUCCUCCCCUCCUCCUCCCGCUCCUCCUCCUCCUCCUCCUCGCCAUCACUGUUGGCAUGCUCCCCGCGGUGCAUCGAGUGCGGGUAGUCAAAUCUCCCCCUCCAUGCCACGCAGCCCAGCGACAUGCCCAGCCCCAAUAUAGGAGGCGUCCCUCUCUCAGAUCCCUCCCUUUCUCUCUUUCCUUUGCCUCGCUUUCCGCCUCCGAUUCCCCACUCUCUUGGGGGCGAUGCGGUGGAAGCUCGGCACCACGGCAUACAAGCGCGUGCCAUCCCGGGACGCCGCCAUGGACCCCGACCUCGAGACGCCAGAUCCGGCAGUAGAGAAGACGCCCGACGGAGGAGGAGUAGGAGCAGCAGGCCCGUCGAGGCGCAGGUCGCUACCGCACGUGUGCGUCGCCAUGGUCACAUCCUUCCUCUUCGGCUACCACACAGGGUACUUGAUACCUCUUGGUCAGAAGAUGAUGGCGAGUUCCUCAUUCCAAUUUAGUUUAUAUUGUGUAGGUUUCUUCGUCAUGAUCUGGAUUGUCGCAGUCAUGUUCAAGUCCGAUGAUAUCUUGCGUAAGCUGACCGCUCUCAAGACUGCUCUCAAGGGCUUGUGCUUAUCUUGUGUAUCAACGUUAUUGUUCUGCUUCUAGCACUGGGUCUGUCCCUUCUAUCGAGGACGCCGGCUGGCAGACUGCUGCCGUCACUAAAUCCCUAACGCUAGGGCCCGUGUUAACUCCAUUUGAUUGUAAAAUUGCUUAGAUAACUCAAUUUGAUUGUCCUCAUAAUGUUCCCACAUGCUUAGAAGAGUUGGAAACACUAUAAAUGUUUUGAUACAGAUAUGUGCUCCAGAAUAGUGAUUCUGGCAUGCUUUAUUUUUCAUUGCGGUGAAUGGUAUUCUCUUUUCCCACACAGCAUGAUUUCCCCUUUUGGGGCCUCUCUGCUUCAAAUUA
Triticum dicoccoides is the source of this 985-nucleotide messenger RNA. RefSeq lists its product as uncharacterized. The record is from RefSeq and is a predicted model, not a curated record. NCBI's taxonomy places the organism in Eukaryota, Viridiplantae, Streptophyta, Magnoliopsida, Poales, Poaceae. The transcript is spliced from 4 exons. Bases 278 to 685 code for a protein of 135 amino acids.